This is a messenger RNA of Strongyloides ratti, 1590 nucleotides long. RefSeq names its product Zinc finger, CCHC-type domain and Ribonuclease H-like domain-containing protein. The transcript has 2 exons. Gene Ontology annotation, molecular function: nucleic acid binding; zinc ion binding. The record is from RefSeq and is a predicted model, not a curated record. NCBI's taxonomy places the organism in Eukaryota, Metazoa, Nematoda, Chromadorea, Rhabditida, Strongyloididae. The coding region runs from base 1 to 1590 and encodes 529 amino acids.
AUGCAAAACAAAGUGGAAGAUUCACCUGUUGUUUUCAAGGCGUUUGGUGAAAAAUUAAAACCUAGUGGUAUAAUGUGUUUUAGAUGUGGCAAACCAGGACAUAUUAAACGUAAUUGUCGAGUAAAAUUAUCAGCUCAAGUUAUUAGUGAAGAUAAAGAAAGGUAUGGUUUUGCAGUUGAUAAUGGUCCAAAUUUUAAACUGAAGGGUAUUUAUAUAGACUCUGAAUGCACGGAACAUAUGAUUACAUAUGAAAGUCUACUAACUAAUCUAUUACCAGCUAAAAGAAUUAAAAUUACUUUUGCUAACAAUCAAACUGAAACUCUUGACAGUGCUGGAUGGUUAAAUUUAGGUGAAUUAAUUUUAAAAAAUUGUCAUUAUCAUAAAUCUGGUGUUUCAAAUCUUCUGAGCAGUGGCUUACUAGAUGAUUUAGGUUUGACACGUUACUCUGAUAAAGGUUUGGUUGGUAUUUCUGAUGGUUGUGUCUUUAUUCCAAUUAGAAUAGUUAAUAGACUAUAUGAAGUAUUGGUAGAUAAGGCGUAUAAGAUUGGUGUUAAUGCAAGUAUUGUUGAUUCUGGUAAUUCUAUGACGAAAUUAUGGCAUUUUAGAUUAGGUCUUCCAAACAGAUUUGCACUUAAAGAUACAGCAAAUGUUGAUCUUGUAGAGAAAUGUGAAGUAUGUUGUUCACAAAAAAUUAAAAAGAUUCUUUAUAAAAGGAGUACAGUUUCUACAGCCUCACUUCAACUUUUAUUUGCUGAUAUUGGAUUUCCUAAAUGUGGUAAAGGUAUGGAAGACUAUAGUUGUUAUCUUAUAGUUGUGGAUGAUUUUUCAAAAAUUAUUUGUGUACGUCCACUUAAGAAUAAAUCAGCUUUAACAGUAAAAGAUGCUUUAGAAGAUGUUUUAAAAAAUAGUUCAAUUCAAUACACAAAUAUUGAAUGUCUUCAGCCGAAUACAGCUGAAAGGUAUAAUCAAACAUUAAAACUAUGCACUUCAACGCUGAUGUAUACUAUGAAUAUACCUGUUAUUUAUUGGCCGGAAAUUAUAGUGAGUGCGGCGUAUCUUCGUAAUCGUAUAAGAGGUCCUGAUGGUUUAUCUUCUCUUGAAAGAGCAGGGUUACAAUUAGAUAUUGGCAAUUUAAAAGUUAUUGGCUGUAUGGUGUUUGUUAAAAAUCUUGAUAUUGAUGUUACUUUGAUUAAUAAAUUUCAAGUGGGCAUUUUAGUAGGAUUUGAUAAAAGUUUUGUCUCUUAUCGUAUUGCGUUAAUACCUCAACGUAAAAUUAUUGAAUAUUGUAGUGUAACCUUUUUUGAAGAUAAAAACUUUUUAGAUGCAAAGAAACAUGUAUAUGAAUUUAGACAAUCUAAAUGUGAAGAUGACUUCUUUGAUGAUAUGAAAUUCUAUAACGACAAAUUACAACCAGUUUCAGAAAUAGUAUCUCCACAAGUUGUUAAUGAUUGUAUAAAAGAAACUGUUGUUAACAGUAGUAAAAGAAAAAAUGAUAGUAUUGCUUCAAGAGUUACAGAAAGAAGAAGACAAGUUAAUUGUAUGGCUAUAGUUGACAUAUCAGAGAAAGAAGCUCUGAUGGAUAAUAAAUAG